Molecule: messenger RNA, 6784 nt
Organism: Drosophila kikkawai
Lineage: Eukaryota; Metazoa; Arthropoda; Insecta; Diptera; Drosophilidae
Gene: ph-d
Product: polyhomeotic distal
Biological process (GO): negative regulation of DNA-templated transcription
Cellular component (GO): nucleus; PRC1 complex
Molecular function (GO): chromatin binding; zinc ion binding; histone binding
Source: RefSeq, a predicted model, not a curated record
AUGAAGUGCUUUUCGUUCCAUCUCACUUUUUCGUCUCGACUUUGUUUUCGUUUUCCGUUUCUUUGCCGCCUUUGGACAACGAUUGCAGUAUGCGAUCCCGUCUUUGUCUUUCUCAAUGAUUGCUCGUCUCUUUUUCACCUUCGUAUCUCGUUCGCCUUUGGGAGUGUAGAGUGCAUUGCUAAUCUCUUAACCGCUCCUGCUCUCUCUCCGUCCGAAUCCCACGCUCCCGCUUUGAUCUCAGCUGGGAGAGCUGCCAACCUGUUUGCAUGGCUUUGUGUUAUUUUUAGUUGCAGCUGCAGUUUUAGACAAAAAAUAAUAAAGAACAUGAAGUAUGCCCCACGCAAUCGAAAGAGUCCCAAAGCGGGCACGGAAAGUGAAGCGUCGGCCAACAAGACCACAACACCUACAUCAUCAAGCAUAUUAUCACCGGCAUUCACAUCUGCAUCUCCGGGAGGCACUAACAUACCACUAAAAGACACCUCAAACUUGCGGGAGGACGGCCAAAAAUCUCUGAAGAGCUUGGAGACGCUUGCCCAGAAAACAGGCAUCUGUUUCGACGAGGAUUUGGCUAGUACGUCGCCGAGUCAAACGCCCAGCAGCCAAACACGUGACGCAGCCGGAACGUCGCCCAUUAAACAGCGACGCCAUCCACUUCUGCCGCUUGUAGGUAAUUCACCAAGGACUCCCAUCUCGACGAGACGCGGCCGCACGCUGGAGAAGUCACAGAGUCCUGCCCAACAGGUGGCAGCCGCCACCACGGUGCCUCUGCAGAUCUCUCCGGAGCAGCUGCAGCAGCUCUACGCGAGCAAUCCUUAUGCCAUCCAGGUUAAGCAAGAGUUUCCAACCCAUACAACGGGUGCGGGCACGGAGCUAAAGCAUGCGACCAACAUUUUAGAUGUUCAGCAGCAGAUGCAGCUGCAGCAGCAGCUCUCGGAUGCCAAUGGAGCCGGAGGAGCUGCUGGAGGCACAGGAGUAGCGGGAGGAGCACCAAGUCCAGCCAACUCCCAGCAGACGCAACAGCAGCAGCACUCGACAGCCAUCAGCACGAUGUCCCCGAUGCAGCUAGCGGCGGCUACCGGAGGAGUGGGCGGUGAUUGGGCGCAGGGCAGGACCGUGCAGCUGAUGCAGCCCUCCACCAGCUUCCUGUAUCCGCAGAUGAUUGUGUCCGGUAAUCUGCUGCAUCCUGGCGGUCUUGGUCAGCAGCCCAUCCAGGUGAUCACUGCCGGCAAGCCCUUCCAGGGUAACACGCCCCAGAUGAUCACCACCACCACGCAGAAUGCCAAGCAGAUGAUUGGGGGACAGACGCAGUUUGCCGGCGGCACCUACGCCUCUUGCAUCCCCUCCAACCACAGUCAGUCGCCACAGACGCUGCUCAUCUCGCCGGUGAAUGUGAUCUCGCACUCGCCGCAGCAGCAGCAGAACCUGCUUCAGUCGAUGGCUGCUGCCGCCCAGCAACAGCAGCAGCAGCAACAGUUGACACAGCAGCAGCAACAACAGCAGCAGAUUUCUCAACAGCAACAACAGCAGCAGCAGCAGCUCACGGCGGCCCUUGCGAAGGUGGGCGUAGAUGCGCAGGGCAAGAUGGCCCAGAAGGUGGUCCAGAAGGUGACCACCACCAGUAGCACGGUGCAAGCGGCGACAGCGGGCGGAGCAGCAGCCACGGCAGCCCAGGCCCAGCAGGUGCAACAGGUCCAGCAGCAGCAGCAGCAGACUACGCAAACCACCCAGCAAUGCGUUCAAGUCUCGCAGUCGACGUUACCCGUGGGCGUGGGAGUGGCCCAGGCCGGCCAGUCCGUUCAGUCAGUCCAGGCCGCGCAGCUUCUGAACGCCGGCCAGGCUCAGCAGAUGCAGAUCCCCUGGUUUUGGCAGAAUGCGGCUGGACUGCAGUCCUUUGGCUCGAACCCGAUCAUCCUGCGGGGCCAGCCGGACGGAACCUCGGGCAUGUUUAUCCAGCAACCGACCACGCAGACUCUGCAGACGCAGCAGAACCAGAUCAUCCAGUGCAAUGUCACCCAGACGCCCCCCAAGGCGCGCACCCAACUGGACGCACUCGCUCCCAAGCAGCAACAGCAGCAGGCGGGAACUGCCAACCAGACACAGCAGCAGCAACAGCAGCAACAGUUGGCGGUGGCCACUGCGCAGUUGCAGCAGCAGCAACUUACGGCAGCGGCGCUGCAGAGACCUGGUGCCCCGAUCAUGCCCCACAAUGGCACCCAGGUGCGUCCGGCCAGCUCGGUGUCCACGCAGACAGCCCAGAACCAGAGCUUGCUGAAGGGCAAGAUGCGCACCAAGCAGCAGCCGGUGCGACCUGCCUUGUCCGCCCUGAAGACGGAGAACGGCCAGUUGGCGGGUCAGAACAAGGUGGUGGGUCACAUGGCCACCGUGCAGCAGCAACAGCAGGCGACGGCGAAUCUCCAGCAAGUGGUCAACUCGGCGGGCAACAAAAUGGUUGUGAUGAGCACGACGGGCACUCCCAUUACACUCCAGAACGGGCAGACCCUGCACGCAGCCACUGCGGGAGUGGCGGGUGUGGACAAACAGCAGCAGCAGCAGCAGUUGCAGUUGAUUCAGAAACAGCAGUAUCUGCAGCAGCAAAUGUUCCAGCAGCAGAUAGCUGCCCUCCAGAUGCAGCAGCAGGCGGCAGCUCAGGCCCAGCAGCAGCAGCAGCAACAAGUCACUCAACAGCAGCAGCAAGUGACCGCCCAGCAACAGCAGGCUGUGGCGCAGGCCCAGCAGCAACAGAGGGAACAACAGCAGCAAGUGGCCCAGGCUCAGGCACAGCAGCAACAGGCGCUUGCCAACGCCACCCAGCAGAUCCUCCAAGUUGCUCCAAACACCUUCAUUACCUCCCACCAGCAACAGCAGCAGCAACUGCACAACCAAUUGAUACAGCAGCAACUGCAACAACAGGUGCAAGCGCAAGCUCAAGUGCAGGCGCAUGUCCAAGCCCAGGCCCAGGCACAGCAGCAGCAGCAGCAGCAGCAGCAGCAGCGAGAACAACAGCAGAACAUCAUCCAGCAGAUUGUGGUGUCGGGCGGAGCGACAUCACAGCAGCAACAGCAGAACACCGGGCAACUGCAACUGAAUAACGUGCCCUUCACGGUGUCUUCGACCACGACGCCAGCCGGAAUAGCCACCUCCAGUGCCCUGCAGGCGGCUCUGUCCGCCUCAGGGGCCAUCUUCCAGACAGCAAAGCCCGGCACUUGCAGCUCGUCUCUGCCCACCAGCAGUGUGGUUACCAUUACCAAUCAGAGCUCGACUCCUCUGGUCACCAGCAGCACGGUGGCCAGCCUCCAGCAAGCGCAGGCUCAAGCCCAGCUCCAACAGCAGCAGCAGCAGUUGAUCACCACCGCCAUGGCAGUAGCUUCUCAGCAGCAGCAGCAGCAGCAGCAGCAACAACAGCAGGGACCACCCUCCCUGACGGCCACGACGCCCUCGCCAACCACCAACCCCAUCCUGGCCAUGACCUCCAUGAUGAAUGCCACGGUGGGUCACCUGUCAAGCGCUCCACCGGUAACAGUCUCUGUGACCAGCACCGCAGUCACUCCAUCGCCGGGUCAAUUGGUUACACUAAGCAGUGCCAGCACACCCACCAAGGAGACGCCUUCGAAGACGGCCACCCUGGUGCCCAUUGGCUCGCCCAUGACGCCCGCAUCUGUCUCAGCUCAGGACAGAAGCGCCACGCCAAAAUCCUCGACUCCAGCCAAUGCGAGUGCGUCCGUGGAGGCCAGCAGUUCCACCGGCGAGGCCCUGCCCAACGGAGAAGUCACUGAGGCGGCGUCCACGCCGACGCGGGCUGCCACCACGCCCACCAGCAAGCAAAGCAACGUGGUCCAGCCCACGAGCAGCAGCGCCGCCACACCCAGCACACCCAGUGGUAAGGAGGAGACGAAAGUGGCCACCUCCACCAGCUCUAGCGCAGCCACAACGCCCACCACGACGAAGACGGUCAGUAAUGGGAUCGGAACGGGCAGGAGCACGGCGUGCACCACAGGUAGCACCACUGUGACCACCACCACCACUGUGAGCACCACCACGACCUGCAGCAGUGCGACCAGUACAACCACCACGACGAUCUGCAGCAAUGGGGCGAAGGAUCUGCCCAAGGCGAUGAUCAAGCCAAACGUGCUGACCCACGUCAUCGAUGGCUUCAUCAUCCAGGAGGCCAACGAACCCUUUCCGGUCACCAGACAGCGCUAUGCGGACAAGGAUGUCGCCGAUGAACCGCCCAAGAAAAAGGCGGCCAUGCAGGAGGACAUGAAGCCCAGUGGAACAGCGUCCGCUCCAGCCUCCGAUAUGGUGGCCUGCGAGCAGUGCGGCAAGUUGGAGCACAAGACGAAGCUCAAGCGGAAGCGUUUCUGCUCGCCGGGAUGCGCCAGGCAGGCGAAGAACGGCAUUGGAGGCGGCGGAAUGGAGACCGGGGAGACGAACGGCCUGGGAACCGGCGGAAUCGUUGGGGUGGACGCCAUGGCGUUGGUCGACAAGCUAGACGAGGCCAUGGCCGAGGAGAAGAUGCAGACAGAGGCUUUGCAGGCCAUGUCCGAGCCCCUGCCCUUUCUGGCGGCUCCAACGGAAGUUCUGCCGCUGUCCCUGCCUGUGCUGGCCCCCGCCAUUCCGACGCCUGCGCCACUGGCACUCCCUCUGCCGCCGCUGCCGCUGGGAUUGCCGUUGCCAGUAGCUAUACCGGCUCCAGGUCCACUGCCAGCAGUGAUUCCUGCCGCGGCGCCUGCACCCACCACUUGCAGUUCAAACGGAACUGAUCGCCCGCCCAUCAGCAGCUGGAGUGUGGAAGAGGUCAGCAACUUUAUCCGGGAACUGCCGGGCUGUCAGGACUAUGUGGACGACUUCAUUCAACAGGAGAUCGACGGCCAAGCGCUUUUGCUGCUUAAGGAGAAUCAUCUGGUGCAUGCCAUGGGCAUGAAACUGGGGCCUGCACUCAAGAUCGUGGCCAAGGUGGAGUCCAUGAAGGAGGUGUCGCCCCCUGCCGAUGGCAAGGAGGCCACGGCAGCGUCGACAAUAGCGGCGGGAGCACAAUAGUGUCGGCGUGAUGACCCAGACGAGAUGAUGCUCUCGCCCUCGUAUUCAAUAACUCCACCACCUUAUUCGCCGGUGGGGGCGGUGCCGGCCGCAUCCGUUCCCGCCAGCACUCCGCCGGAGUCCGAGGACAGCAGUGGCGGCAGCCACCUGUGCUUCGACUUGACGACGCGCCUCUGCCACGACCUUAAGCUGGAGGAGGAGCAAUAGCUCUGGACCGGGUCUAACCGGGUCCGCCGCCGUCGUCCAAGGAGAAUCUGAUUCCCCUGGGGCGGACCGAAGCGAAUAAAAGCAAUUUUAGGGCAUUUUUUGAAGGUAAACUAAGGUUAAUCGGAAUCGUUGGUCUUCUCGUAGCUAAAGCGAAAGCCGCCGCAUGUAAGAUAAAGCAUAGACUGUUCUCCCGGUCAUCAAUCAUCUAUCAUCAAUCACCCAGGUCGACAAGAGAAAAUACUAAGACUAAAAGCGAAUUAUCCUAAAAGAUCUUGGUUUAUUGUUAAUUCGAAAUCGAAAAAUAUUUGUAAUAAUUUUCAAAAAUUUAUUGACGCAAUCCGCAAGUUUUAUCAAGCUUGGAAAAGUGCCAAAACAAGGAGUAUAGCACUGUUUCCACCAUAUGUCUUUCAGAAUUAAUCGCGUUUAGUCUCCGAUUAAAAAAGUUUCGGUUUUGUCGACCUGUGUCAUCAUCCUUGUACAGACACACCAACUUCCAAUUAAAACGUUGUUUGGGCUUUAAACAAACCCAACAAAUUGAGAUAUCACUGGAUUUAUAGCCCCAUUCAAUUGCUACAUAUUAUGACUUUUUUUUUUUAUACCUUUGUAGGGUAUUAUAAUUUAGAACAGAAGCUUUCAGCGCAUCAUUUUCAGUUCCGAUCAUAUCCUAUUCAUGAUAUUCAGGAUCGUCGUUUAUGUUUUUGAAAAAUUAAUCAAAAACAAAUUACCUGUUAGUUUUUCUUGUCACUUGACUAAAAUGGAUCGAAUUGUAAUGAUCUAAUUGCAAACUGGCAAGAACACCUAAUAUAUGUGCAUUAUAGGGACUUAAAUUGUUAUUUAUAUACCAUUUUUUUUAAAGAAAAUUAAAGUACACAAAUGCAGUAGCUAAUUUCAAUUUGGCAAACUUGUCUAUCCUAGUUUUUAUUAUGUUAACAAAUCAGCAUAUUGAGUUUAAAAAUUUAGAAAAUUAAAAUUAUGUUGAAUCUUUGACAAUUUUUAACCAAUUCAAAUUUUGAAAAAAUGUACUACAUUUGUUUUUCUUACAAGCAAAGGAUAUAUAUGAUUUAUAGGGUCAAAAAUGACUCCAUCAGCUUCUGACUUAAAUUAUAAUACCCUACUAGGGUAUAAAAAUAUGGAAUAGAAUGUAAUUAUAUGUAGCAGUGGAAUUGCACUCUUCGUUUUAAGCUGGAAAGAUGAAUACUUGAAUAAUUAUCAUUACGCCCUGAGCCUGAAGUAAAUCCUAAGCGAAACUGAACUGUAAAAAAAACUAGAAACUUAAUUUAAUCUCUAAGUGAAACUGAUUCUAUAGAGCUAAGCAGCUAAUUUAUAAACUACUUUAAGCGGAGAAGGCCGCCGUUUGCGGAAGGAACUACGAAUAUUUACAUGGCACGCGCGCGCGUCUGCCACAUUAUUAUAAGAUAUAUAUUUCAGUUUUUUUUAAAGUUCCGUGUGUAUACUUUUUUUUUUUUUUAACUUUUAUUGCUAUUGCUAAAUGAAAUAUAAAGAAAACUCACUGCAUAGUGUUUCAUAGAUGUGAAAAUGA